AAUUUUGAUGAGCUACCUCAAAUUUACGCCGAAUUAAAUAAAAAGUUUAAAUGUAAUUCUGUUUUGCCAUCUACUGACGUGUUACAAAAACAACUUACUUUUGGUUUUAUCCAAAGAAAUUGCCAUGCAGAAUACUACCUUCCUGCCUAUGUGAAAGCAAAGAAGGAUGGUUGCGCAAUUACGUUGAAGUCUCAGGUCAAUGGAAAUUGCCUGUACAGUUCUAUGGCGUUGUGUUUGUUUGGGAAAAAUGUGAUGGUUGACGACUUACGAAUUCGUGUGUCAGUGGAGCUAAUGAUGAAUGCUAGCUUUUACUGUAAGCAUCCUUUAUUUUCUUCUAUCCUUGCUCUUCCAGAAAGUCUCUUUAAAUCUAUGGAAGAUAUUCUCAAUAUGUCUGUCUGCAAUUCUGCAUUUAACACAGACAAAAAACAAGAAGACUUAGUUAAGGAGGUAGCCAUUUUAAAUUUAGUAGAUCGAAAAUAUUGUUCCUUUCUUGCUAUGCUUGCUCUGUCAUCUGUCACAAACAGGAAUAUAUUUUCUUAUUACCCAGAUUAUGGAUGCAAAAAAGCUCAAAUGUUGUUUAACCAAUUAAUAGAGCCUAGACAACCAAGCUCUGCUUUUGCUAUUCACAUUUUGUUUUGCUAUGAGGGCUUACUUCCAUCCAGAGAAAAUUUUGCACCUAAUCAUUUCGUUCCAAUUAUUUUUAAGCAGAUACGUAAACGCAAGUCAGGUUCAGCUGCGGACACAAAAGUUUUAUCUCCUCCUGUGAAAAGGCAAACAAGGUUUUUUCCGGAUGCACAGGCAACAGGGAAAUUAUCUCUUGUAAAACCUGUGAUUAAAGAUAAACAGUUUAAUUUCUUUCCUAAUAAAGCUUCCUUUAACAAUAAACUAACUGAAGAUUAGAAAGAUAGUAACAAUAAUAGCACAUCUGCUGAAGAUUUUAAUAACAAUGACAAAGCUUUAAAUGAUAUUUCCUUUGCUACUGUUUUAAAUUUUGAACAUCAAUAUGACGUUGCCUCUUUCCUUUCUAAAGUUUCAGGUCUAGAUGAUAAAGGUGUACACAACCUAAUCACCAAUGUUUUUGUGCCCGAUAAAUCUUUUAUUUUUCCUAAAAAAAGUGGGCGUUUCUUUCGGCAUGAAUGGCUAAAGACCUUUUCAUGGCUUAAAUAUUCACCAACUUUGGAUGGAGCAUUUUGUUUGCCAUGUAUCCUUUUUGGUCACAAGGUUGCUAACAAAACUUCUAAGUUACAGAAAUUGCUUUCUCAACCUUUUCGACAUUGGCCAGCUGCCAAAAACUUUUUUAAACAACAUGAAACAUCAAAAAAUGGUUUACACAUUUAAGCCUAACUUUUAGUGCAUUUGUAAAGAAUUUUUUAGGACAAACUCAACCAAUCAGUGUAAUCAUAGAUUCCAACUACAAAAACAGGUUGCUGAUAAUCGAAAGUUCUUAACACCAAUUGUUGACACCAUAAUUUUAUGUGGUCGUGUUUGUAUUCCUCUUCGUGGCCACAGGGAUGAUAGUAAAUAUCAUCCUGAAGUUGGAAAUUUUUCAACUGGUUCAACUGGCAAUUUUAUUGAUCUUUUAAAUUACAGAGUACGUGGUGGAGACACAACCCUUGAAAAUCAUCUUCUAAAAUGUAAUAAGAAUUCUUCUUAUAUUUCUAAAACUUCACAGAAUGAAAUAAUUAAUUGUUGUGCAGAUAUAAUCACAGAAAAUAUUGUUUCUGAAGUUAAGAAAAACAAGUUUUUUACGAUUAUAGCUGAUGAAGCAUCAGAUACAUCCAAUAAAGAGCAGUUAUCAUUAGUUUUACGCUAUGUAGAUAGCAAUUUUGACAUUAAAGAAGAUUUCAUUCGAUUUCUUCACUGUAAGGAAGGUUUAUCUGGAAGUGCUCUUGCUUCCAUUAUGCUCAAAGCUCUAAGUGA
This is a messenger RNA of Hydractinia symbiolongicarpus, 1920 nucleotides long. RefSeq lists its product as uncharacterized. Lineage: Eukaryota; Metazoa; Cnidaria; Hydrozoa; Anthoathecata; Hydractiniidae. The record is from RefSeq and is a predicted model, not a curated record. The coding region runs from base 223 to 900 and encodes 225 amino acids. The transcript has 2 exons.